UUUCACAUCCUCGACGAUGCCUGCAGCAACGUCUACGCAGCUGCGUGAACGUGUUAUCGUCUGGUAUCAUGAAAUGCACAUACCCAUUGAUGAAAUUGUAACACUUUCAGGCCUUUCACGUGCAACUGUGUACAAUAUCCUUCAAAUAUACAAUAAUCAUGGAUCUCUACAUAAUCCACUCAAUCUACCCAGUGGCCGCCAUCGUAACUUGGAAGCAGGAGAUCUCACGUACAUUCAAGGGCUUCUUAGUGCGAAUCCCACCAUGUUUCUCGAUGAAAUUCAAGAUCACCUUGCUGAAACACGCAAUAUCGAAGUCUCUAUUGCUACACUUUCUCGCACCCUCCGAAAUCUUGCAAUCACACACAAGUCUGUCGCAAAGGAAGCACUCGAGCGUGAUGAACUAUUGCGAGCUACGUGGCAAGGCGAGAUCUCACGCUACAGCGAAGAUCAGCUUGUGUUCUUGGACGAGGCCAUACUAAUGAGAGACGGAGGGGAUGGUCAUCAGUUGGCCAAGCUUGUGUGCUACGGUCCGCAUUUUUGCGAGGGCAGAAGUGGCCUUUCCAUGCUUUCCAGGCAGGUCAGAUGUCAUUGCUUGGAGGGCCGACACACUGAUGCUGAUGAGGAACUCUUUACCUGACGACAAAUCCAUCAUUGGCAAUUAAUACAUGAACUAGUGUUGCUUACGAAUCACGAUAAUAUCAUGUGGUGCCUCGUCAGCCUCUUGCGAUAGCUGUGCGUCAUUAUUUUCAGGUAGAGGAGACUCGGGGAUAUCAAUGGCAGGGCCAAGGACUUGUGGUCCCUGUCCGUUGGUUAUCACAGAGCCGAAGUUCCUGCCU
This is a messenger RNA of Suillus fuscotomentosus, 836 nucleotides long. RefSeq lists its product as uncharacterized. The record is from RefSeq and is a predicted model, not a curated record. The transcript has a single exon. NCBI's taxonomy places the organism in Eukaryota, Fungi, Basidiomycota, Agaricomycetes, Boletales, Suillaceae. Bases 17 to 637 code for a protein of 206 amino acids.